Molecule: messenger RNA, 11084 nt
Organism: Paramormyrops kingsleyae
Lineage: Eukaryota; Metazoa; Chordata; Actinopteri; Osteoglossiformes; Mormyridae
Gene: zzef1
Product: zinc finger, ZZ-type with EF hand domain 1
Molecular function (GO): calcium ion binding; zinc ion binding
Source: RefSeq, a predicted model, not a curated record
UAAAGUUACAGGGAAACCAACGAAGAAGGUUCUUGCCGUCAAUGAAUCAAACGCCGACUCACGUCCGUGGCGAAGCUAUCAAUGAUGCUGAAUUUUACUUGCGAGUAGCUGUCCAGCCUGAAAUAGUUACAUUUUAAACCUACUUGUGACCGUAAAAUUAAAAAACAUGUCGAUGGCAGUAGGAAAAAACACUGAUAUACCGAUUGUUAUUGCCUGUGGGCCGGUGGCGAACCCGGAAGUGGCGAUUUAAAGCACGGAGUCCAGAGUUUUCCGGCCCGCGUGACGUAGCGCCCCGAGGAACCUCGAGCAGCAGAGCGAGCGUCACUACGGUGGUUGACAGCGGAGCGGCGAGCUGGCAGCCGCGGUAAGGCUGCGCCCCUGACGAGCCCCGGAGUAACUGCCUUCCGACCGAGGCGGGGAAGCCCGAACAUGGGGAACGUGGAGAGCGGCUGCGGCGGUGGCGCCAGCGGCGACGAGGAGGACGUCGAGACAGACAGCCACGUCUUUGCGGGGGAUAGCCCGGCCUCUGCGACCACGGGCGGCGGUGGCGCGGCGGCAGUGAGCGGAGCCUCAGGAUCCGGUGGCGUAAGAGGGUCGAACAGGUCUCCCGCGCCGGCCUUCGGACUCCCCGCACCCGAGGACCUCCUGGAGCAAGGCAAACUGAGGUCGGCGGCGGCCCGGAUGAGCGACUCCUGGGUUGCCGUUUCGGAGUCGGUGCUUGCCCGGAACGAGAGUGCGCUGGUGCGCUGGCUGGAAGAGCGGCUGGGCCGUGGCGAGGAGACCGUGACGCUUGAGCAGUUCUGCGAGAUGCUGGAGAGCCGGGACGCUCCGCGACACGAGUGCGAAGAGGCCUUUGGGCAGUUUGAUGCAGAAGGAGACGGCAUUGUUGAUGUGGAGAACAUGCUGAUGGUGCUGAAGAGUUGCAAUGGAGCCAAUCUGCAGGGAGAGCUGAGUCACGUGAUCCGGCAGUUACAGGCCUGCUCCCUCACACCAGGGUUUGUUGACAUUUUCUCCAAGACAAAGGACCGCCUUGGAUCGCAUGCCUCUAAGAUACUGAAGUUCCUGCACCGGAACAGGAUUCCCAGCAGUGCCAUCCCAUUCCCUGUUUUGGAGGGCUAUAGCAGCCUCUGCGCCAUGAGGUCUUCUGUCGUACAGAGCUACUUGGACUUCCUGCUGCAGAAAGAGAAGGAUUUAGACAUCCAGUACCAAGCAGAGCAGAAUCAUGACCCUGAUACGGACAAGGUCAAAAUCAUCAACCCGUGUUACAGCUUCAUUGAGGCGUCGUCCAACACAGCAGACAUCUACAAGAUGACAAACGGGGAAACUGUGUCCUUCUGGCAGUCGGAUGGGAGCGCCCGGUCGCACUGGAUAAGGUUAAAGAUGAAGCCCGGCGUGGUAUUAAGGCGGCUGGCCAUUGCAGUGGCCUCCAACGACCACAGCUACAUGCCCCAGCUGGUGUCCGUGGCCGUGGGGAACAGCCGACUGUGCCUGCAGGAGGUCCGGGAGAUCCGCAUCCCCAGCAAUGUCACGGGCUAUGUUGCCCUACUGGAGAAUGCCAACAUUACACAGACCUAUGUCCAGAUCAACAUCAAACGUUGCCUGAGUGACGGCUGCGACACGCGCAUUCACGGUCUGAAGACCAUGGGCUACCAGGUCGUCAAGAGCACCGAGGUCUCUGUUUCGGACGCCUCUGCCAUCUGGUAUCUGUCGCUGCUGACCUCCCUGGUGACGGCGUCCAUGGAGAGCAACCCGGCGUUGGCUCAGACGGUCCUCCACAGCACACAGAAAGCCUUGCAGCACAUGCCACCUCUGUCCUUAACUCCCAGCUCCACCGAAUUCCCAAAGUUCUUCUCCCCCAACAUCAUGGAGGAAGUGGACGCCUUUCUCCUCAGAAUAGCCGAUUGCUGUGUGAGUCCUGAGGCGGAGCUGACCCUGCUGGCCUUUGCCCUGGCUAGGGGUAGUUUGGCCAAGAUCAUCAUGUUCCUGUCCAGCAUUAGUGACCACUUGGACAGACAGUACAAGGCAUCCUCUCUGAUCUCCUCCAUGGCUGUCGUCAGACUCAAGCUCCUCUACAAGAAUGGGAAGCCCCUCCGCCUCAGUCUCCAAGCUUGUGAUGUGAAGGGCAAAGAAGACAAGUCAGGCCCAGAGAACAUGCUCGUGGAAGCCUCGACGGGGGACGGGUUCCUAACGGAAACCGGGAAGAAAAAAGCCGCCAUCAUUCUGUCGACUGCAGACCAAACCUCCUUUCAGGUCACACAGAUAAAGAUCAGGGUGCGUAAAGGAGCCAUCGGUGCCAAAUUCGGGCUGGUGUUCGCCUACAAUGAGGCUGACACCUUCAACGCAGAGGAACACUUCAAGCGGUUCAAGAACUAUGACACCUGGGCCUUCAAGGACUUCAGGCAGUUCCUGAAAGAAAGCAGCAAGAACACGAAGCUCACAGAGGACGAGCCGGUUGGUUGGUUUGAGCUGGAGGAUGACUGGAACGACACUGAGAUCAAGCUGCAGCAGUGUCGGGUUGUGCAGUACCUGAUGGUGAAGUUCCUGGGCACCAGGCAGGAGUCAGCUGAGCGGCUGGGCGUGCAGCACCUCUCCGCCAGCGGCUACCUGUGCCCUGGGGCCGAGCGCCUGCAGCUGGAGCAGCUCGGCCAGCCAGAGGAUGGCGCUGAUGGAGGCCCCACCACGGCCCUCUGCCUGCUCAAUAAGACCCUCUACUUCAUCCAGCAGCUCACCCAGGACAUCUGCCCCGCCAGCGCCCCGCGGCUGCCCCCGUUCCCUUCGGCCCUUCAGGACACCUCCCACUCCAAGAGCGCAUGUCUGUUGGACUUCAGCGGCCUCAGCCUGCCACUCUUCUGGGAUUUUUACCGCAAACUCAUGAAUCAUGGCGGAAGCGAGGCAGUGAAGACCAGGGUCCUGCUGCUCCAGCUGCUGCAGAACUGCUUCCCCGUUCUGCGCACCCCAACAGAGAGGUGCGGGACAGCCGGCAGUGACCAUGCUGACCUGGAGGAGGCAGUGCGGGGCCUCUACAGCCACCUAUGCGAGGUGGUGGACAGCCCCGAGGGGGGGGCACCCAUCGACCAGAUGCUGAGGAAGGAGGCGCUGAAGGCCAUCCUGGAUGGGGCGGCAAUUUUCUUCCCUGACAAACAGAGCAGGAGAGACAAGCUGUUCAGCAUGAUGAAAAACAUCUCUGCUGAGGAUCAGCCUGAAUCCCUGAAGCUGACCUUCGAGUCUCUCUGUAACUACUUCAGCCAUCAGGAUCCCCGGGGCCUGCUGCUGCUUCCCCUCAAGGGGGCACCCAUGGACCAUGACGUCUCCCCCGUUCUGAAUGUGAUGGACACGCUUCUGCUAGUGGCUACACGUGAAUGUGAGGCACUGAUGGUUGCCGGCAGUGGCGGUCAGAGCCGGAAGGUGCUGCUGUCGCUCUUCUGGGCCCUUCAGGGAAGCCUGCUUUCCUGGGUCUACCUCCAGCUGAAAGCAGGGCCCACAACCCUGUGCCACUUGGCCAGGGACAUCCUCCUGCGAUAUGUGGACCGGUUCCUCUCGGGCGUCCAGGGUAUCAUGACCUCUCUGCUGGAGAAGUACACCGGAGCGGAGAUCAUGGAAAAGCUGAGCCCCUCUAUCCUAGCCAUGGUUACUAGGCAACUGAUCAUCUUCCUUCUGGAACUCUCUUCCCUGGAUGUCCCUCAUUUGAUCCUGCUGAAAAACUUCACAGCCUUGAUCGAGCUCCUGAAGAAAAUGUACAGCGAUAAGGAUGAGGAUGAUGCUCUUUCCAAAGAGCCCGUGGUGCUGAGGACCUGGAGCAUGGAGUCGGCCCACAGCUACGAGAGCAGCCGGCACGAGACCACCAUCUUCAAGUGCCCCGGGGCCACGUCCUUCGAGGUGGAGUUCGACGAGAGAUGCGAGACUGAGAAAAGAUACGAUUACCUGGAAUUCACAGAUGCCAGAGGCGGAAAGGUUUGUUACGGCUUGAAGGUCGGCACGGAUAAGUGGCCCAAGAAAGUGAAUUUCCGAGGUGGUCCGCAGCUGCAGUUCCUCUUCCACUCCGAGAACAACAACAAUGGCUGGGGCUACAAGUUCUCCGUUGUGGCCUACGGGCUGCCUGACAUUUCUGUGUCCUGGGUCUCCGACCUGCUGCUGCUCACGGCCCGGCUGUUGGGGCGCCUGGCCUCGCGGACCAUGACUCUGAAGUCACCCCAGGAAACUGGGAGUGCAAAAGAUCUCCCGGCGGGAAAGAUGAAUCACAUCCUUGCCUCUGCACUGUGGAAACCCAUGUUCAAGCAGGGGCUUGAAGGAGAGCAGCACACUCAGGGUGAAAGUGAGGUGAACGCUCGUCCCUCUGACGAACUCGUCAAGUUCCUUGUCGACUUCGCCAGCUGGGAACCGUCCGAAGACGCCUCGGAUAGUGGGCCGGAGAUGAUGAAAGCACUCAUGCUGGCCUGUAGGAAGCAAGCUGCCAGAAACGAUGUGGUCACGGGUUCGAAGGUUGACCAGGCCGUUAACGCUAUCUGGGCUUGCAUGGUUUACCACACCCCGGUCCUACACCGCAGUCUGCGGAACUAUGUGGCCCAGGGUGGGAAGUCCAGCUUCUCUGAGGACUUCGUUCAUGUGUACAGCUUUGCGGAGGGCAUCCGCACCUGGAUGCUUGAGAUGAAACAGAGAUACCUGAUGGGAGCAGUGAAUCCGUCGGAGGAAAAUGAGGAGGACGUCCAGGAAGUGAGCACGGAGGUGCAGGCGGAUGCCUGCAUUGCCAAAAGCCUGCUCCUGCUCAAGUUCGCCCCCUGCUGGGCUCCGGCAGCAGAUGACGGCCCCCUCAGGAAUGAAGCCUAUCCGCUGCUCAGAUCCACCUCUGUAUCUGAGAGUGACUUCCAGGGCAGCCCGACGUCCGGGCUCCAGGCUAGUGGGAGCGAAGCUGGAGCAGACGCCCCCUCAAAGGGUCACGUUCCGGUGGUCCAGACCUCUGGCGGUUCCGACCCCGGAUCUCCGGGCAGUUUUACCGGGAGCCCCCACCGAGGCUCCACUGAGAGUCUGACCUCUCUGCCUGGAGAACCGGCCUCCCCCUUCAGCCUGCACCGCAAAGCGCCGUUCAGCAGGGGCCGCAUACGGCUGCUUUCCUUCAGGUCUGUCGAGGAGUCCCGCCCUCCCUUGUCCGUCAAGGACAGGUUCCCCAUCCUCAAGGAUAUCAUGAACUUCCUGAAGGACCAGACCAUCUCCGACGCCAGCGUCCUGCAGCUCCUGUCCUUGAAGAAGGCCCAGGCCCUCAGCGUGAGCGAGGUGCUGCGGACCGUGCGCCGGUGCCUGUGUUCCCUGGGUGAGCCGCACCUCUUCCAGGCCUCCUGCAUCCUCUUCCUCCAGGAGCUUCUGGCCUUCCAGAAGGACUUCACCAGUUACUUCACCCAGCUGUCUGGCAGCGGGCAGGAGGUGCAAGAUGAAGUCCGCCAGUCAUACCACCAGCUGGUGCAGAUGCUGGUGGAUGCCGUCCAGAACUUUGAUUCCAUCGGCGAUAAGGCUCUGCUUCCUGCCCUCUCCUGCGUGCAGACCUGCCUUCUCCACCUUCUCGACAUGAGCUGGGAAGUGCAGGACCUCCCGCUCUUUCUCGACAUCAAACUGCCGGAUCUCCUGCUUUCCAUGGCCCAGGAGAACAUCAGCGUCCAUGAUAUUGCUAUAAGCCAAUGGAGCGAGGAGGACGAGGUAGCCGACUACCUGAGGAACUGCGAGUGGAUGGAGGAGUGUCAGGAUGGGAUGUUUGAGAAGUGGUACGACAAAAUUGUCCAGGGCUCCCCGGAGGAGCGGAGGAAGAUGCACAUGUUCAUCGCACGGUACUGCGACCUGCUAAAUGUGGAGAUCUCUUGCGACGGCUGCGAGCGCAUCGCACCCUGGCACCGCUACCGCUGCCUGCAGUGCACUGACAUGGACCUCUGCAAGACCUGCUUCCUCAGUGGAGCCAAGCCCGAGGGCCACGAGGACGACCAUGAGAUGGUGAACAUGGAAUACGCCUGCGACCACUGCCAAGGGCUGAUCGUGGGCAGCCGGAUCAACUGCAACGUGUGCGAGGACUUCGACCUGUGCUUCGGCUGCUACAACGCUAAGCGCUACCCCGACAGCCACCUGCCGACGCACCGCAUCACAGUGUACCCAAUGGUGACCAUCCGGAUCAGCGACCGCCAUCGUCUGAUCCAGCCCUACAUCCACAAUUACGCCUGGCUGCUGUUUUGUGCGCUGGCGCUCUACGCCUCCGACUUGACGAGCGAGCGUGAGCUGGAGGGUGAGGCCCUGGCGGUCGGGGCCCUGAGCAGCGCUGCCACCCUGCAAGCCCGCUGCUCGGAGCUCAUCGCCGACUGUCUGCUCAAGGGUCAAAAGGGCAGAGGUCUGCGUACCUCUGCACUCAUGUCCCUGCUGUCGUCGGGUGAGUCGGCCUCAGAGAGUGAGCCGGAGUCCGGCCAGGACCCCCUGCCAGGUGGCACUGCCACAGUCUGCUCACCGCCGCCCCCUAGGGACAAGCACAAAGGCGGGCCCAGUGAUGGGCAACCAGCGUCCCAUCUCCCGCUGGCCUCGGGGGUUCCCACAGGAGAUGAGGGGGGGCAGCAGCGUGACAUCAGUGGCCUCAGCCAGACGUGCUCUGAUGGCACCCUGACUCCUGGUGAAGCUACUGGGGCCGGCACGGAUGCAAACCUCGACGUGCCACCCCCCGUGACACCGCUGGAUGAGCGGGCCGCCAAGCAGCCCCUCCAAGAACAUGUGUUUGCCGAGUGCUCCCGUGAGAGGAUCCUGGGCCUGCUGGCGGCCAUGUUGCCCCCUGGCAAGCCGUCCCCGGGUUGUACCCUCCCUCUGCAGAGCCUCAGCUCCAUCCUCCCCCUGCUCUUCCGCGUCGUCAUCUCCAACGCCGGCUGCCUGAAUGAGACAUACCAUCUGACGCUCGGCCUCUUGGGUCAGCUGCUGUUGCGCCUCUCGCCGGCGGCUGCUGACACUGCCGUUGCGGAGGCCCUGGCGGACAGGCAGGCGCUGCUGACCCCGGGGGACGGAGCCCCCGAUGCACCAGGCUGGAGGACCACGCAGCUGCUCUUUAGCCUGGGUGCCGUGUGCUUAGACAGCCGCAUUGGCUUAGACUGGGCGUGCUUGGUGGCGGACAUACUGCGGGACCUGAACAGCUCCCCCCAGUGGAGCAGUGUCAUCGCAGCACUCACUGACCACUGCAUCCAGCAGCUUCCCAUCCAGCUGAAACGCUCAAACUUGUUCACCCUGCUGGUGCUGGUGGGAUUCCCGGAGGUGCUGUGCAUGGGCUCCCACUCCACCUUCAUGGACAACGCCAACGAGCAGCAUGCCGUCAUCCUGCUGAAGCACUUCACCGAGAAGAACCGCGCGGCUGUGGUGGACGUGAGGACCCGCAAGAGGAGGACUGUGAAGGACUACCAGCUGGUGCAGCCCCCUGAUGGUCAGAGCGCCCCUGUGGGGCCCGUCCCCCUCGCCCGUUACUUGGAGCACUUCACGGCCAUUUGCAGUCAACUCCUGCAGAGUGAACUGGAGGGCAGCGCUCCGGACGCUGUGGAGGCCACCUGGGUGCUGUCCCUGGGCCUCAAGGGGCUUUACACCAGCCUGAAGAGACAUGGCGUGGAGAUGGGCCAGGCUGCUAUCCAGCAGUCAGGCCUGGUCCAGCUGCUGGUCAGGAAGUGCAGCAAAGGCACUGGCUUCAGCAAAAUGUGGCUCCUGCGAGACCUGGAGAUCCUCUCCAUCAUGCUGUACUCCUCCAAGAAGGAGAUCAGCUCCAUGGCUGAGGUCACUGAUUCGGAGCCUUAUGAUCGCAAGCCAGAGAAGGAGCACGACUCGGAUCAUUCUAGCUGCUGUGCCGACGACCCGGACCCCAACAAGCCCGACCCACUUGAGGGCCUCGAUGAGGAGACCAAGAUCUGCUUCCAGAUUACUCAUGAUGCUUUUAAUGCCCCGCUGCAUAUCCUGCGGGCCAUGUAUGAGCUGCAGAUGAAAAGAACAGACUCCUUCUUCUUGGAGGUUCAGAAGAGGUUCGAUGGUGACGUGAUAAAGACGGAUGAGACCAUUUGCGCGCUGGCGCAGAAGUGGCAGCCGUCCAAGCGCCCGCGGGCGGAGGAGCGCAGUGCCAAGGCAGUGGACACAGACAUGAUCGUCGUGCCGUGUGUGUCUAAACCAGGCCGCUGUGAGAGAGCCACGGAGGAGACCAACCUGGUGACACAGAAGCUCAUCACCAACACGGAGGGCGAGCUGCAGCGGAGCUACGCCAAGCAGCGGCGCACCAAGAGCUCAGCGCUGCUGCGUAAGGAGCUGGAUGCACGCAGCAACCGGGCCGUGCGCCAGUUCCUCUUCAAGGUGAACGAGGCCGUGGCCAUCUUGUACGCCCGGCAUACGCUGGGCCUGCUGCUGGCGGAAUGGCCCGCUGGCGUGCCUGUCAGCGAAGACGUGCUGCAGCUCAGUGGCGCCUCCCACAUGGUCUACAUCCUGGACAUGCUUAUGCAGUUGGAGGAGAAGCAGCUAUGGGAGAAGAUCCUGCAGAACGUCCUGAAGGGCUGCAGCGAGGACAUGUUGGGCAGUCUGUCCCUCACCGCCUGCCAGUUCAUGGAGGAGCCAGGGAUGGCGGUGCAGGUGCUGGAGUCCAAGCACCCCUACGACAACGACACCAACUUUGAGGAUAAGGUCCACAUCCCUGGCGCCAUAUACCUGUGCAUCAAGUUCGACUCACGUUGCCACACAGAGGAAGGCUGUGACGAGCUGCUGAUGGCUAGCAGUUCUGACUUUGUGCAAGAUCUCCACAACUUCAGCGGCUCGCCUCAGAAGUGGACUGACUUCGAGAUUCCGGGUGACACACUCUACUAUAGGUUCAUAUCCGACAUGAGCAACACCGAGUGGGGAUACAGGUUCACCGUCACUGGAGGCCACCGGGGCAGAUUCCAGACAGGUUUCGAGAUUCUGAAGCAGAUAUUAGCUGAUGAGCAGGUGUAUAGCCACCUGCCCUUGGCUGACAUCUGGGAGUGGCAGGUGGGCGUGGCCUGCAGGCAGACGGGGAGCCAGCGUCUGAAGGCCAUUCACCUGCUACUGCGGAUGCUGCACUGCCCCUCCCAGCGGGGCCUCGAGCUGACCCUCCUCCGACCCCUGUGGCGCCUGUUCUGCACCAUGGAGACUGGCCUGGGCCAGGACCUUACCAAUGUCACCAUGCUGCUGCCGCUGCACCGAGCCCUCACAGAGCUCUUCUUCGUGGCUGAGGCCCGGGCCAUGGAGCAGGGGGUCCUCCAGGAGUACCUACUGGCCUUGACAACCAGCGAGCAGCUCCUGAAUCACACGGCACAGGCUUUGAAGAAUGUCGCUGCUAUUAGUCUGGCCAUCAACUACUCGAAUAAAUCAACCAAGCUGCUGGACGUGUCCCCGUGAGUCUGAGAGAGGGUGUCCUCGUCUGAAAAAGAGGCUGGGAUUCAGGAAACAGUGGGGAUCAGAAUGGCAGCAUCGACUCCUGAAUGUCUUCCAGUGACUGCAGUCUCAUGAGAAUGAGGAGGCUAUUCCUUGGGGGGCAGGCUGAGGACGCACUGCCGUUCACGGCGGGUUUGGGGGGGGGGGACGCCGGCUGGCCUGCUAAUACUUCAGUUUGCCUUCAGUACAUGGGAAUGCAGUAACGGCCCACUUUUACGCCACUUUGAAGUAUAAAAAAAUAGAUGCACGGGGCUGGAUAAUCGAUCAUCGCAGAAGGAGGUCACCUUGCCUCCCCCCUCGCAGAGAACACAGCAGCCCAGCCUAAAAAUACAACAGCCCACGGUGGGGGGGGCAUUAUUCACAGGCGCAAGUGUCCUGGUCUUCAGCUGAGACGUAAUAGCAUCCUAUUCGAAUGACCCUUCCAAAAAUGCAUGACUGUUAACCCAAUGAUGCGGCUACUGCCCCCAAUCUCCCCCUCCCAAAAAAAAGGAUUCUGCACAGAAAAGCAGAAAAGGAGCAAUAAUGCAAUCGUUGAUGGGAUGUUCUUUCAUUUUCUGUCUGGUUAGGGGUAGGGGUUUGGUUCCGGUUCUUCGGCCAGGCACUUCAGUCUCUGCUCCGAGGCCCAGGUGCAGCUCACGGGGCGGCUUGUCCGCCAGCCUUAACUGCCAGGCAGCAUGAUGCUGACAGGCAGCAUGAUGCCGACAGGCAGCACUCUUACAUUCCCACCGGGCGACGCGCUGGGUGUUGGUCCCUGCUGGCGCGUGAGGCUCUACCUGAGCCUUCCUCAGCAUGGGGUCCUUCACGACACGAGACGCAUCCUUGGAGACCGCAGAGGAACUCGAGAAUAAUCACAAUUUUACACCCCUCCUUCCGAACUGCCAGGCCUCCUUAUCCCAUAUGCACGUCUCUGCCGCUCGUCUAGGCUUUUGGGAGCGUAUCCUAUUAGUUUUUAAGUUUCCCAGAUCUUUAUAUUUUAUUUUGUACAUUUACUUUUAUGCCCCCCGCUCCCCCCAGCCUGGGCUUCCCAUCCUCCUGCAGUGCAGUGGCUACCCCUGGCUUGAUCACGUCCCCUAAUAAUCGUGAGGAUUCCUGCAGGGAUAUGUGGUUCUGCUUUGGUUUUGUAGCAUGGCAGAGCGGUGUAUACCAAAGAAAAAAAACAAAAGACUGAAUACUGUCACAGCAUUCAGGGCCGGAAACAUGUCACUGACGAGGUCCUCCUUGGAAGACUGGCACCUUAAUUUUUGAGGGUGUGUAAACUCAACAGACUCCUGUCUCAGUGGGUCUCAGAAGAGUGCCAAUUGGGGCACUGACCGUCCAGCGCUAGCCCCUGACUAUGCCACCGAUGGAGGCCCUGCUCUUCCCUGCAGUGUGUUUUAUGGGCUGUUAGCGGAGUGACUUGGAUGGACCCUGGCCGUCCUCAACAUCGCCUGUUUAAAAUGUGCCUAUGGUUUAGCGAAAAAAUAUUUAAUUUUCAUAUUGUAAAGGGUUUUUCUUUAAUCAUAUUUUUUAAAAAAAGUAUUUAAUUUUUGGCUUUUGUAUCUUUAUUUGUAAGCCGAAUUAAAUCUGUUUGGGGUUUUGUUUUACUUUGAGUUUGGCUGCGUUUGACUGUAUAUCUGUGAAUAAUGUUAAAUUCAAAUGGAAAUAAAUGAGGUUUCAAAGAG